AUGGCGGGGCUGCCAGCUCCGACGAGCUGCUGCUGCUGCUGGCGGCGGGGCAGGGUCCGAGGCGGCGGGGCUCCGGCCGGUGGUGGGCGGCGGCCGGCGAGGGAGGUGCGACGGCGCGGGCACGAGCCUGGGGGCGGCGCGGGCACGGGGAGCACGGGGCACGGGGGAGCCGGGGAGCACGGGGCACGGGGGAGCCGGGGAGCACAGGAGGCGGCGACGGAUGGGCCUUGCCCGGGCCCGAUCUGGGUUGUAGGAAUUAAAUAUUCAGAUGAUUUGUAUGGGGUACGGGCUACAAUAAAUGUGUACGAGCCAAAGGUGAAGAAAGAUAGCAAAGAUCUUAGUCAAUCAGGGGUACUAAUUUAUAAUGGACCAAGAGAUCAAAAAGAAGGUGCAGGUGCUUGUUAUUCGAUAGCUCCAAGCUUCAACGGCGAUAGCUUUGCGAGGUUUCAUGUUACAUGGCGUGAUGCUAAACUACACAAGCCCUGCUACGAUCACACAUGUCCUGGUUUUGUGCAAGUUAGUCACCGUGUUGAUCUUGGAGGAAGAGUGCUUCCUAUUUCUGUCUAUAAUGGACCACAAUAUGUGAUUGACAUUUUCAUUUUCAAGGACCCAAAAACGGCAAAUUGGUGGGUGAUGUACGGUGAAGAGAAGGCAUCGAUUGGAUAUUGGCCAAGCUCAUUGUUCUCUCAUAUUAAGGAAAAUGGAAAUUUCUCAUUUUGGGGCGGUCAUGUUUCAGGCCCGACAGCUUCGUCAGACUCCCCACAAAUUGGUAGUGGGCAUUUUGCCUAUGAAGGAUACGAAAAAGCAACUUUUGUGAGAAACAUCCAAAUUGUUAACAACAACAACAAGCUUGUUACUCAAAAUACACACAAAUACCUUCCUGGCACUAGUGAUAAAAGAAAAUAUAGCAUCGAUGGUUAUGAUGUUGAUAACCAUGUUAUGCAUAUGUACUAUGAUGGACCUGGUAAUUUAGUUUGA
Messenger RNA from Hordeum vulgare subsp. vulgare (domesticated barley), 978 nucleotides. RefSeq lists its product as uncharacterized. The record is from RefSeq and is a predicted model, not a curated record. The transcript is spliced from 4 exons. Bases 1 to 978 code for a protein of 325 amino acids. Lineage: Eukaryota; Viridiplantae; Streptophyta; Magnoliopsida; Poales; Poaceae.